Molecule: messenger RNA, 668 nt
Organism: Brassica oleracea var. oleracea
Lineage: Eukaryota; Viridiplantae; Streptophyta; Magnoliopsida; Brassicales; Brassicaceae
Exons: 1
Coding region: 130-453 (107 amino acids)
Biological process (GO): cellular response to nitrogen starvation; response to osmotic stress
Source: RefSeq, a predicted model, not a curated record
UAUAUCAACUAUAUAUACAUCAUACUUCAUGCUUUCAUAUCAACCUCAAGGCUAAGAAUUUUAUUGAAUUCAUCUCUCUCUCUCUCUCUCUCUACUAUUUCUCAGAAUCUGAUAUAUCAAAAGCUUUUCAUGGCCGUACGUUUAGUGACGAUCUGGCUUUUCAUAGUCUUAGCCGUCAUCAUCGUGGCCUCGCCGUCGCCUGUUUUUUCAAGAAAGCUGUUGGAGAUGAAGAAACAAGAGAACUUGACGGUGAGAGAGGAAGAAAAGAGUCACAUGCCUCACGUGACCAAAACCACUACCCUAACUGCUCUGCCAAAGGGCAAAAUCCCAAACUCGACGCCGAGCAAAAAGGGUCAUGCCGCCGUCAUCUCCACCGUAAAACUCCGAUCUCGACAUCUCUCCACCGUUAGCCGGUUUCUUCAAUCCGUUCCCAGUCCCGGUGUUGGCCAUUGAUAGUCUCCGUUAGAUUCCUACUUCAUUUUUCAAAAAGUUUAGUGCAUUCUUUUCUUCUAACUAUCAUAAUACGAAAUUUCCAUGAGACUUUACAAAUUGUUUUGUUUUAUUUUCGUUUAAAAGUACAUUUAUUCAGGUAUCCAAAUUUUCCUUCUGUAAAUUAGUUGUUUUCAAUAUCACACGGGGUUUUAACAUCCCAUCUUGUAAUUAAUUAA